Esox lucius (northern pike) is the source of this 4536-nucleotide messenger RNA. It is a transcript of the gene rnf40, whose product is annotated as ring finger protein 40. The record is from RefSeq and is a predicted model, not a curated record. The coding region runs from base 311 to 3226 and encodes 971 amino acids. Gene Ontology annotation, cellular component: HULC complex; nucleus. The transcript is spliced from 21 exons. Gene Ontology annotation, molecular function: ubiquitin protein ligase activity; metal ion binding. NCBI's taxonomy places the organism in Eukaryota, Metazoa, Chordata, Actinopteri, Esociformes, Esocidae.
GUUGAUUGGACAUGACCUGUCUAUGUAAGUUCCUACAAUUCAAAGUGUAUGUCAGACCAAAAGCCAUGAAGUUCAAUAAACUCUCCGUAAACUUCCCUGAUAGAAUUCUGUCAAGGCAAAGAUCUGGAGAAUGACCGUUAUAUUGAAAGUUCCCUGAAGCACAGUUGGCUCCAUCAUUCUGAAAUGGAAGAAGGGCCAUGGUCAGGUUCCAUUUCAAGUAAUGUUGGUGUUGAUCUGAGAACAUUCAGCGCCAGAAAUAUGCAAAAUGACAGACAGGGGCAAAUACUACAUAGACAGAUAAGCAGCAGUGAUGUCUGGCACCGGGGCAGGGAAGAGACCCUCGGGUGGGGACAGCCCCCCUGGUCCACCUGAGAAGAAGAGCAAAAAAGAGGAGAAAACCACCACCACUCUCAUUGAGCCCAUACGUAUUGGGGGAGUGUCAUCUACGGAGGAAAUGGACAUGAAGGUGAUCCAGUUUAAGAACAAGAAGCUAAGCGAGCGUCUGGAGCAGAGGCAGACCAUGGAGGAUGAACUGCGGGAGAAGAUUGAGAAGCUGGAAAAGCGACAAGCUACUGAUGAUACCACAUUACUCAUUGUGAAUCGUUACUGGUCCCAGUUGGAGGAAAACGUUAAUGUUCUGUGCCAACGCAUUGACCCCACGGUGGUUCCAGCGCCGCCCGCUACGCCUGUCCCAGUCCCCACCCCAAUGGAAGACGACGGUAUAAUGGUCCCACCCCCUCCUCCCCCUGCCCCCCUCCCAGCGUCAGAACAUGAGGAGCAGCAGCCCCCGCCACCGGACGGUUUGGCUCCUGAACCUCAGCAGGACUUGACUGCAGCCCCGCCCUCGUCGCCGGCCCCCCUCAGUGACAGUGCCAAGGCCCUCCUGGCCAUUCUAGACAACAGCAGCGAGGAGGAGCUCGGCCUGCAGCUGCAGGACAGGAUGAAGUUUAGCAAAGAGGCGGCCGCCUGCAUGGUCUGCGCCUUCGACAGGCUGCACAGUCGCAUCGACAGCCUCUGUACCCAGAUCCAGUCCGCUGUCUGUGAGGAUGAAAGCCAGGAAGAGCUGCUCCGCCUGAAUCGCACUCUGCUGCAGGAGAACGGCCGACUGCAAGACCUGGCCUCAAACCUGCAGGGGAGACACCACAAGAUGUCUUUGGAGUACAAUGAGCUUGUGGAUAAGGUGACCAGCUCUGAGACCAAGGUGUCUGAGAUGGAGACGGCUGUUGAGGACCUGCAGUGGGACAUCGAGAAGCUCCGUAAGAGAGAACAGAAGCUCAACAAGCAUCUGGCUGAGGCCUUGGAGCAGUUGAACUCGGGCCACUACGCCACAGGCAGCUCAGGGGGUCUACCCGGAGGCCAAAUCACCCUCAACAUCCAGAAAUUUGAGAGCCUGAAUGCAGAGUUGGAGCAGAACCAGGAGCUGGCCAACAGUCGCAUGGCGGAGCUGGAGAAGUUACAGCAGGAGCUUCAGGAAGCUGUAAGGGAGAGUGAGAAGCUCAAGUUGGACCUGAAAAACAUCCCAGAGGAGGUGGUGAAGGAGACUGCCGAGUACAAGUGCCUGCAGUCCCAGUUUUCCCUGCUCUACAACGAGUCCCUGGGCGUGAAGACCCAGCUGGACGAGGCCCGUGCCCUGCUCCUCACCGCCAAGAAUGCACACCUCCGACAGAUAGAGCACAUGGAGAGUGACGAGCUGUCACUACAGAAGAAGCUCCGCACUGAGGUCAUCCAGCUGGAAGACACGCUGGCCCAGGUGCGCAAGGAGUACGAGAUGCUGCGAAUCGAGUUUGAGCAGAACCUGGCGGCUAACGAGCAAGCCGGCCCAAUCAACAGGGAGAUGCGCCACCUCAUUAGCAGCCUCCAGAACCACAACCACCAGCUGAAAGGUGACGUGCAGCGCUACAAGAGGAAGCUCCGAGAAACACAGAUGGAGAUCAACAAGUUGCGGUGCCAGAGUGGUGAUACUGGGCUUCUGUCGCUGGAGGAACCAGUGAGCGACUGUCUGGAUGUGAAGAAAGAGGAGGAUGAAGACCAAGAGGAGGAAGAGGAGAGGAGGAGGGAGCUGGAGAGACAGCGGGCCCGCGAGAGAGAGCGGGAGGUUGAGAGGGAACGAGAACGGGAGCGAGAAAGGGAGCGACAGCGCAGCGAAGAGUUAAAGAGGAAAGAUUCGGACACUCUGAAGAUGCUGAGGGCAGAACUUAAGAAAGCCCAGGAGUCCCAAAAGGAGAUGAAGCUACUGUUGGACAUGUACAAAUCAGCUCCCAAAGAGCAGAGAGACAAAGUGCAGCUUAUGGCAGCGGAGCGCAAGUCUAAAGCUGAGGUGGAAGAAUUGCGUGUGCGAGUUCGAGAGCUGGAGGAAAGGGAGAGGAAGGAGAGCAAGAAGCUGGCUGAUGAGGACGCUCUCAGGAAAAUACGUGUUGCAGAGGAGACCAUUGACCACCUCCAGAAGAAGCUCACGGCCACAAAACAGGAGGAGGAGGCCCUGCUGAGUGAGAUGGACGUGACGGGCCAGGCCUUCGAAGACAUGCAGGAGCAGAACAGCCGUCUGAUGCAGCAGCUCAGGGAGAAGGACGAUGCCAACUUUAAACUGAUGUCGGAGCGCAUCAAGUCCAACCAGAUCUACAAGCUGCUGAGGGAGGAGAAGGAGGAGCUGGCCGAUCAGGUGCUAACAUUCAAGACCCAGGUGGAAGCCCAGCUAUUGGUUGUACAGAAGCUGGAGGAGAAAGAGGGUGUCCUCCAAAGCUCACUGGCCGCCCUGGAGAAGGAAUUAGGAGUCCGCACACAAGCGCUAGAACUCAACAAGAGGAAGGCGGUGGAGGCAGCCCAACUGGCUGAGGACCUGAAGGUCCAGCUGGAACACACCCAGUCCAAGCUGAGGGAGAUCCAGGUGUCCGUGUCAGAAAACCGCACCGCCAGGGAGAGGGAGCUGGGCAACCUCAAAAGAGCCCAGGAGGACUUGUCCAGGCUACGACGGAAACUGGAAAAACAGAAGAAAGUGGAAGUGUACACUGAUGCUGAUGAGAUCUUGCAAGAAGAGAUCAACCAGUACAAGGCGAAGCUGCGCUGUCCGUGCUGCAACACCCGCGACAAAGAGACGGUACUCACCAAGUGCUUCCACGUGUUCUGCUACGAGUGUCUGAAGACGCGCUACGACACCAGACAGAGGAAGUGCCCCAAGUGCAACUGUGCCUUUGGGGCCAAUGACUUCCACCGCAUCUACAUCACCUAACUCUGUUAGAGAGAGUUAAAGGACAGAAGUGGACAGAGCCAAAGGAGAGAGAAGGGGAUGGAAGUGAGGGUGUGGUGGUAGAGAUGUCUGGCAAGCAUAGUUUUUUCCUCAGUUUUAAUCUCCUUUUGGAAAGACUCUCUUAUAUUGCAUCAUUGCCGUAUGAUGCUAGUGACCAAAUGGAUGGGUAGACUGAGUUGUGAUUGGUUGAGUGUUGAUGCAUGGUAGCUAGGCUGUAAUAAAACCAGAUGUUCUCGUGUAUUCCUGCCUAUGGAUGCUCUGUAUUGUUUUUUCCUGUCCCAUCUAGUCAGAUCUCACCCAUGUGGUCUUUCUGAACUUUUAGCUAAGCCUGUUUUAAAUGCAUUUUUUUAACAUUCCAAAAGUGAACUAGGUAGUUGUGGCACUAGGUUUGCCAGACUUCCCAGGAAUCAUCUUUGAGGUAACGUGGUUGUUUUAAGUGUUUGAAGAAAUGAAAACCAUUCUCAAACAUUGAGAUUUACUCAGUGGACACUAUUGGCUAUGUUGAGUUAUGAUCAUUACCCCUCAAUUUUUGUAGAAAUGUAGUUACAGUACCGAAAUGAUCACAUCGUGCACCAAGCCUGUCGCUAGCAGCUAGAGCGACUCACACACAUCUGCAGGUUUUAGUGCCUCAUUACAGAUGACAUUUCAGUGGAAUAGCUCAUGAGUGUCAUACUAAGUAGGCUAUCCAACCCCGGUCCACCAAGAGUACUUUGUUAAAGGUUAUGCGUACAUUCAAGUCUCAAAACAUCUGUUACAUCCAUAUUCUGCCUUAAUGGAACCUCUCUACCCACAUUGUUUGGGCCCAGCUUUUCAAAGGCUAUCUGAAUUUUGACUUUGAUUUAAUGCAUGGAAAUAUGAUUAAUGGAUUUAAGUCAGUGAUUUGUAAAUUUAUAUUUUUGUAUUUCUACACAUUUUGUCCUAUCUAUUAGGCAUAAUCCAGAUCACUUUUGAAGAACUGGUCCCUAAUGAUGUUAGCUGUAUGAUGAGAUCUUGGUAAAGGUUUGGUGUUAGAUCCUGUUAGAACCAACACAACUGGCCUCAAAAUAUUUGACCACAUUGGUGAUUAAAAGUCAAUGUCAAAAAACAUGUCGAAUAUCAUGCAUCGGUUGAAAAAAGUAUCUCAGUAAUAUGUUGAUGUAAUGUUUGAGUUGUGUGUCUGGAUAUUUGGAUUGGGAGAAAUGAGUGGGUGGUGUGAACGCUGAUUGUGGUAUUGUGAAUGUACUAGUGAUCAUUUUGUAUUUCACUGAACAUAGAAGUUGAGCUUUUCCAGUAAAACAUUAACUUGUGCACCA